GCGGCGGCGGGGCGGCGGCGGCCGCGCUCCGGAAGCCGUGCCCGGUGGCUGGGCAUCAUGGGAAUGGCACGGCCGAGUUCCGGGGGAGGCGCGCGGCGCGGCCGGACCCCCGCCCGGCGAGCGCGCGCCCACCUGCCGGCCGCGCCGCGGAGGAGCCGCGGGAGCCGCGCGCCGCCCCCGCGCCCGCCCGGCGCCCGCGCCCGGCGCCCCGCGCCCCGCGCCGGCCCCGCCUGGAGGCGGCCCGAGCCUCCGGAGACGCCCCUCCCCUCCCGUCUCCGGCCGGCCCCCGAAGUGCGCCCGGGGCGCUCCGACUCAGAGAUCUUCACUCAAGGCCUGGGGGGUGCCACUGCCCCUCAGGGUCCUGAGGCCGGUGGGGUGGACCCCGGCCCGUGCGAGGGGCACAUGGAAAGGAAGACGAACCCUCUGCUUCCGCCCCCGGUGCCGGUCUCCGUGGCCCUGACCUAGACCUCUCUCGGGCUAAACUGGGGUUUUGUUUCCUGUCUAGAAAGUGCCCGAAGUUGGACAGGAGAAAACAAAUCAGAGGCUUUAUUCCCACAGGGAUGAGAAGGGGGCUGUUUUUUAUCUGCCUGGGGAAUUUGGGGCCAAGUGUCAAGAAACCCAUGAAAACAUUGAAUUAAUCCUUCAGUAAACUGUUUAAUAAACACUGGCUUCCCAUUA
Molecule: messenger RNA, 678 nt
Organism: Cervus elaphus (red deer)
Lineage: Eukaryota; Metazoa; Chordata; Mammalia; Artiodactyla; Cervidae
Product: CASP-like protein 4A2
Exons: 2
Coding region: 58-465 (135 amino acids)
Source: RefSeq, a predicted model, not a curated record